This is a messenger RNA of Schistosoma haematobium, 756 nucleotides long. RefSeq lists its product as uncharacterized. The record is from RefSeq and is a predicted model, not a curated record. The transcript has a single exon. Bases 1 to 756 code for a protein of 251 amino acids. NCBI's taxonomy places the organism in Eukaryota, Metazoa, Platyhelminthes, Trematoda, Strigeidida, Schistosomatidae.
AUGGCUAAAUGUGGAUGGAUAUGCUUCGGCGAUACAUCACUCAACCUAGACAUUACCAUCGAUGGAGAAGUGUUAUCUAGGUUACAUACAGUAGUAGACUUAGGACGCAGAUAUUCCCAAGACUUGUCGUUUACAGAACAUAUAUUAAAACAGACCUCUAAGUCUCAACGUCUAAUAGGUUACAUAACUCGAAAUCUUUACAAUACUGAGUCACGUAUUCUAAUGUACAAAGUUUGUGCUCGACCUCGUCUAGAAUAUUGCACGUUUAUUCUUAGCAGUGCUCUCAUAAAGAAAAAAUUAAGACUGGAAUCAGUACAGAGACGAUUUACACUUCGUAUUCUUGGAGCUGAUUGUACCUUAACUUAUAAUUCUAGAUGUAAUAAACUUGGGCUAGGCCCUUUGUGGGGGAGGAGACUCAAACUAAAUCUUAUCUUUUUCUUCAAACUACUUCAUAAACUAUCGUUUACAUCCGAUAACGCGAUUCAAUAUGCAGAAACCUCUCAUUAUGACAUCCGUAAUUCCUUGGCACUAGUGAAACAAACUCAUCCUAAAUCAUCUCUUUAUAUGAAUUACUUCACCUGUAAGUUUUCUAGACUCUGGAAUAACCUACCACAAUCUAUCCGCACGAUAAAAUCACUCCAAUUAUUUGUUCGCUGCAUCGAUGCACACUGCUCCUCUGAAAAUGCAUUGAAUGGUCUAGCGCCUUUAAGUGUAUCUCAUUCCACAAGUGAUAUUUUAGGAACUUUAAAUGUUUAG